Molecule: messenger RNA, 918 nt
Organism: Colletotrichum godetiae
Lineage: Eukaryota; Fungi; Ascomycota; Sordariomycetes; Glomerellales; Glomerellaceae
Exons: 1
Coding region: 1-918 (305 amino acids)
Source: RefSeq, a predicted model, not a curated record
AUGCGUGUCGCCAUCGCUGGUUCGGGUGCCGUAACCCGCUACUUCGCAGAAGAACUCCCCGCGAUGGGCAUCGACCUCGUCAUCUUAACCCGCUCCAUCAAGUCCGAGCUCGAGAACAUCCAGGGCGUCCGGCAGUUCGUAACAGAUUACUCUGUCGCCUCGGUCAUCGAGGGCAUCGAAGGCUCUGUCACCCUGGUGUCUAAUAUCCUGAACUACUCCCCAGCCUUUAUCGAUGUUCACGCGCACCUCAUCGAGGCGGCGAGAAAGAGCAAGACAUGCAAGCGCUUCAUCCCUGCCGAGUACGGCGGUAACCUGGAGGAGUUCCCCGACCAGCCGGGCUUCUACGCCCGUCGACAGGGGAUUGUCCGAAAGAUGCUGGAGGAGCAGACGGAGCUGGAGUGGACACUGCUCUCGACUGGUUGGUUUAUCGACUAUGUCGUCCCGCGUCGGAACCGCUACCUCAAUGAUGGCGGGGACGCCAUUCCCGUCAAUGUUGCGGGUGAAAGAAUGCUGAUCCCUGGAACCGGCAACGAGCCCUUGGAUAUGACUGCCGUCCGGGACGUGGUUCGCGCGGUGGGAAAGCUCCUCUUUGCGCAGAGCUGGGAGCGGUACACGUAUAUUUCGGGAGGAAAGGCGACCUGGAACGAGGUGGUGCCGUUGAUGAGGGAGAAGUAUCCGCAGAUGAGCGUGAAGUAUCGCAGCUUGGCUGAGUACAUUGAGGAUAUCGUUGCCAACCCGGAUCCGAAUGGCGAGGAGCGGAUUAUUGCGGAGUAUGGCAUCUUCUCGGCCAGUCGCGCUGGGGACCUGCCUGUUGACAAGGUUGCCGCUCAUCGCGAAAAGUACUUUUCUGGUAUCAAGUUCAGGGGGCCGAGAGAGUUGCUGGCUGAGGUCGAGAAGGAUCCUGAGGUUAUUGUUUAG